CGCUGAAUGGUACUAAAACGCUGAAGCCAGAGACAGAGAGACACUAUGGAAUAUUCGCAGUUCUUCAGAUCCAUUACAUUUCUUCUGAUUGCACUUGACCAGACCUCUGGAUUCUGGUUAUUUAACGUUAUCUUCCCACCGACAGCCAAACCUCGCGUAAUAAGUAACAGCACUCCACCUCUUAUUAUUGUACCUGGAAAUUUGGGCAAUCGCCUGGAGGCCAAAAUAGACAAGCCCGCACUGGUGCACUGGAUGUGUUACAAGAAGACCGAGGACUGGUUCCCCCUCUGGAUCGACUUAAACAUGUUUAUGCCCAUUGGAAUUGACUGCUGGAUUGAUAACAUAAGAAUUGUGUACAACAGGACAACUCGCAAGACAUCUAAUGCUCCAGGGGUGGAAGUCAGGGUGCCAGGAUUUGGACAGACGCACCCUAUUGAGUUUCUUGAUUUAAACAAGCUGACAGGUUACUUUCAUACCAUGGUGCAACAUUUGGUCAGCAUUGGAUACAUGCAAAAUGCAACUGUCCGUGGUGCUCCGUAUGACUGGAGAAUCGCUCCAAAUGAACAGGAGGAGUAUUUUUCACAUUUGAAAAGCUUGGUGGAAGAGAUGCAUGCUGAGUACAAGCAACCAGUGUACCUUCUGGGCCACAGCAUGGGCAACAACUACAUCCUGUACUUUCUCAACCAGCAGACCCAGGACUGGAAAGACCACUACAUCAAGGGCUUCAUCUCACUUGGAGCACCUUGGGGUGGUGCUGUUAAACCCCUCAGAGUCAUGGCAUCAGGUGAAAACGAUGGUAUACCCUUCGUUUCCAAUAUCAAGAUCCGCGAGGAACAACGGAUGACCACCACAAAUCCCUGGAUGAUCCCGUCUGAAGAGGCUUGGCCUAAAGAUCACACCUUCAUCUCCACCCCUUUCUUUAACUACACCAAUCAAGACUACCACCAGUUCUUCAAAGACAUCAACUUUGAGGAUGGCUGGUACAUGUGGGACGACACCAGGAACCUCACGGCCGGUCUGCCCGUCCCUGGAGUUGAGGUCUACUGCUUUUACGGGGUGGGUCUCCCUACACCUGUGACGUACGUGUAUGACGAGCAGUUUCCAAAUGCCGAUCCCAUAGAUAUUAUUUACGAUGAUGGCGAUGAUACCGUUGACAGUCGUAGCAUGAGUCUCUGUAAGCGCUGGAUAGGGAAGCAGGGACAUCCUGUGCAUGUGACAGAGUUUAGAGGAAUGGCUCAUUUGGACAUGGUCUUUAAUCACAAGGUGCUCACAGCAAUCCAGAGAAUUCUGGAGGGAAAGAGCCCAGUGGAAAAGGACAACAGUGCUGAACAGCCUUAAUACUCCACGUCUCGUUUUCACGUUUUGUGUUACAUUUUCUAGACUGCAGCAGAAUUUAUACAGAACUAUGCACAUGUACACUGGUAUCCUAUAUAAAAGUAUGUCUUUAAAAAACAAUAUCACAUACAGUGGUCCCAAGUAUAUAUACACUUAAAAUGUGUCAAUGCCAUUGGAUUGGAUAGAAAAAUAUCAAGUGGCAUUAAUGUUAAAGAAAGACACUUAAAAGCAAAAGGAAUAGCAAAAAUUGCUCUGAGAAGAGCAGUGAACUCUGAAAAACUAAAGUCUUUAAUAAUUUUUAACAGAUGUAAUUUAAUUUGCUAUUUUCUUAUUUCAUGCAAUUAAUUUCAUACAUUUUUAAGUGUACAAAAUACAUUUUUUGUGGGCCACUGUAUUUUCAUCUGCAGAGUUUGUUUUGGUUCAUAUGAAUCUUUGUUUUCUUUGUUACAGAACAUAACUGUUUUUUUAUUAUACAGAAUUUAUCAAAUUUAUUUAAUCUGUACAUUAAAAAGUAUAGGUACCAUAGCUCUUAAAGUGUGAAAUAUACUAGGUGUUUCUUUUGUACAUGUAUAUCAUAGCCUGACUGAAUAUAUCUGUAUUAUAGUUAUAUGCUAAUCAAUUUUCUUAGUAUGAAGCAUUCUUAACCUUAUGAUUUAGUUCAACUCAUAAUAAAUUUAAAAUAUAUGUUGA
Myxocyprinus asiaticus (Chinese sucker) is the source of this 2025-nucleotide messenger RNA. RefSeq names its product phosphatidylcholine-sterol acyltransferase-like. The transcript has 6 exons. Gene Ontology annotation, molecular function: phosphatidylcholine-sterol O-acyltransferase activity. NCBI's taxonomy places the organism in Eukaryota, Metazoa, Chordata, Actinopteri, Cypriniformes, Catostomidae. Gene Ontology annotation, biological process: lipid metabolic process. The record is from RefSeq and is a predicted model, not a curated record. The coding region runs from base 46 to 1338 and encodes 430 amino acids.